UCUUGGCUAGUCAGUCGUGGUCCCCCCUGUCGGUGAUUUGGACGUAUAUAUAAUACGAAGGUGGACGCAUAAUCGCUGUUAGAUGGUUGUAUGACUUGUGUGUGGAAGGUGCAACACGAAUACAUCAGUAGUGAAUAUUGAAGCGGUAUCAGACAAGUCUAUGAGCAGUUCAUCACCAUGAGAGUUUAUUAUAGGAGUAUGCCUCGCGUGUCAGUGCAGUCUACUCGUUGAGUUACACAAGAACCGGAACCCCUGUGGUUGUAUGUUGUAUACGCUGUUGCUUCCCUUCUAUAUCCAACGUGAUUGAAUCAACCUGACGGACCUCAUGUGUAUUGAGUGAAGGGAUACAGUCUAACAAGAGAUAGUUGCAUUGCGAGAAGAAUAUACCAACAAAAAAUGCAUCCGUGUGUACAUCUCACUGUGAUUUGUCUGGUGGUGUGUUCGUUACUAAGGAUGGCCAUGUGUGGAUCCGGCCAGUGCAAACUCAAUUUCUCGGAGUACCAGAACCGGAGGAGGUCGGCGAUCAAGGCGCAGAUCCUGAGCAAGCUGGGUCUGACGGCACCGCCGGAUGACAACGGUCCGGAAGAGGUCCCCGAAGACGUGCUCGCAAUGUAUAAUGAGACGGUGCGUAUCUUGGAGGACAGACGGGAGAUGAUGCAGGCCAAGUGCCAGGAGGCUAAAUCGGAGGAGUAUUUCGCGAAGGUGCCGAUUGUGUACACGUUAGACAGAACACGAGAAGACUCAUCGGACAACUACCAGCCCACUAAAGCCGGGAUGUCCAAGUUCUUCCGAUUCGACCUCUCCUCCUACUCCACCGAAGUCAACUCCGAGGAGGUGUUCGAGGCCGAGAUGCGGCUCUACCAGCUACCCAACACCAACAUGAACAUGGAGCAAAGGAUUGACGUGUUUCAACUCCUCCCAAAACCAAACGAUGAUCCAGAUAGGAAACACAUUUACAGUACCAUACUCAGUACAACCAGAGAAGGCUGGAUCAAAUUUGACGUCACAGCAGCCGUCAGGGACUGGGUGAUUAUACCGGGUUCAAACCAAGGAAUUGAGGUCACAACAGCGUGUGACACAAGAAUCCAUGUCCUUUUUGCGGAUCCAAGGGGAACUAUGCCAAGUGUUGACAUGCCGCCGAGAGGUGACCAGAUAAUGCCAGAGAAGAGCCCAAAGGAACAGCACCCACGCCUGGUCGUCUUGGCCCCCGCCAACGACACCCUCGGCCCCAAUGGAGGAGGCCACAACCGGAGACGCCGAAGCACCUCCACUUACGGACAAAACACAUGCGCCGAUCAGACGCAGCCUAGCUGCUGCCUACGACAGUUCUAUGUCAACUUUAAACACGACCUAAACUGGUCUUGGAUACGACAGCCCAAGGGUUAUUACCCGAACUACUGUGCCGGGUCGUGCUCGUACGUGAACGGCAGUGUGUGGAACUCACAGACUCACCACGCUCAAGUUUUAGACACAUAUAGGAAGUUAAACCCGGAUGCGUCCCCGUCGCCCUGCUGCUCCCCAAGAAGUUUUAAACCCCUUCAUAUUUUGUUUUACGAUAACGGUAGGCCACUGUUUAGAGAACUUCCCAAUGCUAUUGUUACAUCAUGUCAGUGUAGCUAGUACAGAAAAAUACGAGGUGAACUGUUAGAGGAUGAAACUGUUGAACUGGCCGGACAGUAAUGCCAGCGUUGAAGGACAACAUGAGAACUCAAACUGUCUUGGGCCGGUGUCCGUCAGUUAGAAUGAGUGGGUUUGUCAGAGGGGUGACAACCUCAGGGGUGGACAGGAGGACGAAAUGAGGAAGGAAACAAGCCGAGUCCAGAACUCCGGGAAUGAAGCAUCGUUUUUGAAAAAUGAUGGUACUUUUUUUUUUUUUUUUUACGUGUUUAGUUUUUGCAGACAAUGGACGUUUGUCAAGUUUUUAAGCGACACUCAAAGAUUUAUAUCUGCGUGACUGGGAACGGCCGUAGUUUUUCAAGAUCUGAAAAUCAAAAGCCUUGGCUGCGUUUGCGUUUUUUUUUUUUUUUUUUUUUUGUGUGUGUGUUUUUCAAGUACAAUUUUUGUUGGUUUUAUAAUCGAUAUUUGGAUUAUAAACUCACCACGAAGCGGAAUUUACAGGGUUAAGAAAAAGAAUUUUAAAUAGAAGGGAAGUAUUGAUAUGUAGAAGCGAUCCAAUCGCAGAGUAAAACGGACACGGUAAAACAUUAGUUUCUAAACGAUGUAAAAUUGGAUUUGGUAAAUCAUUUGUUUCUAAACAAUGUAAAAUUGAAUUUGUUGUAAACAGUGAAAUAAACCUGAUGGAAUGCCUCAUUGUUCCACGUCUCACCAAAUCAAGAGUGAGUGUGUGAAGUUUAAAACAGGUAAAGCUACGAGAGAUACCGUGUCAUGAUGUAUAGAAGACGUCACACCGGUGACGUCAUUGGAAAUGCUAAUUAUUAUUAUUCUAAACAAGGCACAAAGUGCCGUGAUUUUUUUGUUGAAUGAACUCUUUAAAAGGCUUGUUGUGUAAAACGGGGGAAUCGCUACUUACUACUCUUUUUUUAUCAAUUCAAUUUUAGAAAGUACUCCCGCUGUUUUAACAGUUUUUAACUUAUUUUGGGAUUGACCAAAAACAGUAGCCUUGAUUUUAAUAAGUAUGGUCGUGGGUUUAAUCUUGUGACGGGGCGUUAAUACCAAAGACAGCAGAAGCACAACGUUCGCCAAGAAAAUAAACAAAGGCAAGCAUUUACAUAAUAAUGACUAAUUGGUUGGACAUGGGUCACGUGACACAGUGGUGUCGUUGUUUCGACGCAUUGCAGAAUGCAUUUUAAUGUUGACAAGGUUCAUUAUUUCAAAAAUGAUGAUAAACAUAAACAUUUAAAAAACUUAAUAUAAAGAUUACAAUUUCUUAAAAACUUUAUAUAAAUUAUUGUGAUUUUUUAAAGACUACAAAUAAGCGGUUAGUAAGAAAUAACUUUUUAAAGAAAAUCUUAAUUUUGUAAUAUUAUCACUAAUUCUGAACAAAGACCUAGGUUGAAAAGUCACUCAAAUAUUAUGACCAUUGCAUUUUUUUAAAAUAUUAUAUAAUUUAUAUUAUUAAAUAUUUUUUGUGAAGAAAAAACCCAGACUUGUCUGAAACUGUUGUCAAUGUUUGCAUUCUAAUUUAGGGGAAAACAAAAUGAGGAUUUCUACCAUUUUUAUGAGCACAGCUGAAAAUAAAAACCAAAAAAUAAAAAAAUACUAUGCUGAAUGUGACUUGAAAACCCAAAGCACAAAUUAAACUGUAUGGGGCGUUGAGCACCGUCCAACAUGAACUGUUCUUUUCAACCACCCAUGAAAUGAAACUUGCAAAUUUGUAAAUAAAGUUGAUAUUAUUGAUACUUUGCCCGCUUUUACUCUAAUUAAAACAAAUGCUCUUCAGAACAAUAAAAAUGUGUGAUGUUUUUAAACUAUUUUUUAAACAAGCGGGGAGGGAGACCUGGUAUUCAUGUUAUUUAUUUAUAAAUAUGUAUCACAUGUAUUAUAAUAAUAAUAUAAGCAAAACUAUUUUUGUAUGUGCAUUGAGACUGGAUUUGUAGUAAGCAAUAUACUAAAAACUGUUGCUUGAAAAAGGAAGGGGUGUGUUCCGGAGAAGGGUGGUCGCGUCAAGUCCAAAUAACAUGAUAGGCGUCUACAUGUAGUUAAACCAUUAAUGUACUUUUAGAGGUCAGGCGCCAGACCUGUACUCAUUGAGGAGGCCGACGGCUAUUUUAUGUGGACGCAUUAAUGGCUUGGUCGGCGGCUAUUUCAUGAAGACAGUUUUGUUGUGGAUAAUUUCAGUAAAUUGUUUGUGAUUUGACCUUAUUUACGAUGUUGUGUGUUCUGGACACAAGGCACAAUAAAUUAUUAUACUGUUACCAUGAAACUUA
This is a messenger RNA of Asterias rubens (European starfish), 3887 nucleotides long. Its product is annotated as transforming growth factor beta-3 proprotein-like. The record is from RefSeq and is a predicted model, not a curated record. The coding region runs from base 397 to 1620 and encodes 407 amino acids. The transcript is spliced from 4 exons. Gene Ontology annotation, cellular component: extracellular region. Gene Ontology annotation, molecular function: cytokine activity; type III transforming growth factor beta receptor binding; growth factor activity. NCBI's taxonomy places the organism in Eukaryota, Metazoa, Echinodermata, Asteroidea, Forcipulatida, Asteriidae. Gene Ontology annotation, biological process: regulation of cell population proliferation; SMAD protein signal transduction; BMP signaling pathway.